Molecule: messenger RNA, 826 nt
Organism: Gigantopelta aegis
Lineage: Eukaryota; Metazoa; Mollusca; Gastropoda; Neomphalida; Peltospiridae
Exons: 4
Coding region: 55-672 (205 amino acids)
Source: RefSeq, a predicted model, not a curated record
UGUUAUUUUGAACCCGAACGAUAACACCCGUAUGUAUUACAGCUGAGUGAUGCCAUGCGUUCUGGUUUUUCUGUCACCGUCUUUGGCAUUAUCUUCUGUGCUGUAUGCAUUUUGCUGCCAGCUCACACACAAAACACUCCGUUAAAACCCCUCGGUCCUGUGAUUACGACAUCGACCCUCAUAAUACCAGACCAGAAUUCCACGUUUACGUGCCAGUCGUACCUCGGCUAUGGGGCGCCCGAGCUGUCAUGGCUGUUCGGAUCGAUCGCCUACACCAGCGGCCAAGUAGACGUGCUCGUCGGCGACAAACUGUACAACUCUAGUACCAACCUGACGAUCACCAUGAGAAAAGAGGAUCAUGGGAAGGUUCUCGCCUGCGUCAUGAGACACAAGUUGACCGACACCAUACUGAAUGACACGAAAUAUCUGUAUAUAAGGGCUAAGUCGGCGGAGGAGGCGGUGAAAGCUACCGACUCUGCGUCAUCGAUUACUGUCGUGUCCAUUGCCGUCCUCGUUGUCGUCAUCGGAGUGCUUUUUGGCAUCAGCUUUUUCUACAUAAAGUAUUCCAACAAGGAACAAAUAAAAGUUAUUCCCAGACGAAUACAGAGCGCGUAUUUCGAGAAGACACCCGCAACGCCUUCCAAAUCGAGUUGGCAAACACGGACAGUUUAGCUGACUCUAGCUCAUGUACAGAGGCUAGGCUCCAGGGGCCUAAUUCACAAAGGUCUCUCAGGCUCUGCUAGACAACAAAGCAUCCUCUUUGAAAGUCUGUUAGCAUCGCACUGCGAGAUCGCAAAGUUGCGAGAGUUUAGUGAAUUAAGCCCCA